Messenger RNA from Pterocles gutturalis (yellow-throated sandgrouse), 332 nucleotides. Its product is annotated as growth-regulated alpha protein-like. NCBI's taxonomy places the organism in Eukaryota, Metazoa, Chordata, Aves, Pterocliformes, Pteroclidae. The transcript is spliced from 3 exons. Gene Ontology annotation, cellular component: extracellular region. Gene Ontology annotation, molecular function: CXCR chemokine receptor binding; chemokine activity. The record is from RefSeq and is a predicted model, not a curated record. The annotation marks the transcript as partial. Gene Ontology annotation, biological process: cellular response to lipopolysaccharide; chemokine-mediated signaling pathway; neutrophil chemotaxis.
GUAGGAAGGGAGGUGCUGGUCACCCAAAAGAAGCACCAGUACAUUCAGAUGGGCAGAAGAUAAGUGAGGAAGGAAAGUACGUGGAUGAUCGUGUCAAGGUACAAGAACUAGCACAGGAGAUGAUGCUGGCAGCAGAGCUGCGGUGUCACUGCAUCCAGACUGUCACAGGAUUAAUGUUGCCAAAGUACCUGGCCAACAUAGAAAUCAUUCCUAAGGGCCCCCACUGCAACACUGUGGAAAUCAUAGCAACACUGAAGAACAGCCAGCAAACCUGUUUAGAUCCCCAGGCCAAAUGGGUGAAGAUGAUAAUUAACAAGAUUCUAUACAGGUAA